GCAGUGUGCAAGUGUGCAUAUCUUCAGAACUGUGCUUGAUUUAGAAUCUGAUAAUUCAUUUGUUUUCUCUACUCUGUUUCAAUGAUUGUUUGAAUGUACAAAUACCCUAACUUCUUUUUGUAAAAUAUUUAAUAAAUAGCACUGAAUGAACAAGUAGAGGGAAAAGAGGAGCUUUUACACUACUUUCCCAAUGUGUAGUAAUGUCAGUUAAGAGUUAACUUAUGCCUUAUCGAGUUGCAUUGAAGACAGUAGCAUCAGCGUCUCCUAGCUGUGCUGAGAAACGAGCGUUAAGCCUUAUGACUCCAACUGUAAGUAGGCUUCCACAGUUCAGUAAUUCAGCUGUCUAUGGACUGGUCUAAAUUGCUAUCAGCUGGUGCUGAAACCUGAGUACAAUCUUUUGCUGCUUGUGGAAAAGAUUUAAAUAAGCUUUUCUUUCUAUUAGCUUUCUUACUAGCAUUAUUGGAAGGGGGAGUUCUGCAGUUACAUCAGUGAAUCAAGUCAUAAAUAUAAGCUGUACCUGGCUAAAAGUAGUUCUAGAAAAUCAGGAAUCGCCAAAAUUUUCCACUGAGAAUCUUUAGAUUUAUAGUUGCCAACAGGGCACGAGGAGAUCUUUUGUAUAUAAUGUUUGAGCACUGUCUAAAUGAAGCAGCUCUCUUUCUGCAGGAAGUAGUAUGUAUACAGAGCACGAAAUCCUGUGCUUCCGUAGCUUCGUUUGUUUUUAUUAACCUAAAAACUGCAACAGUAAAACUUUUUAAAAAGUAAGCAAACUAACUGAUUGUUUUAAGCUGGAAAUUUUUUCUUAGUAUUUUGAUAUUUUCUACCUCUUAAGAAAUAAAUGACAUAUUUAAGAUCUUAUAUUUAAAAAAUGACCAUCUGCCUUAUGGAGAAAUGUAUGGAAUCGUUGAUCUUCCUCUGUUUGUUUGUUAUAUUCAGAUAAACGUUCAAGUGUCUUGCACUAAAUCAGUUGCAUCUCUUUCCUGUAAUUUUAUACAUUCGGAUAGAUUUGCGAAAGCACUAAGUCUCUGAUUAAAAUAUAACAGGAAAAAAAUGUAGCAGAAGUCUUGCUUUGAGUCAAGAUUAUAGUAAUGGGCAGUAUCUUUUUUUCCAUGAAAUCACAAUGCUUUGUUCAUUAACAGGAUAAUUUGCAUUCCAACCUAUCUGCAGUUCAAGCCUGACUCAUGAUUCUUCAAAUCUGUUCUGUGUAUCUGUGACUCUCUGUCAUCAACACGGAUUUCAGGUGCAGAUCAAUGUCCACCACCACUCUUUUUUCUUACAUACCAUUUCAAAAAAAUAAACCCUGUCUGUGAUAAACAUUGUUAACGUGAACUAUGACUGGAACAUCUGGACAGUGCAUGGGUAAGAGUGAUUGUUAGAAGGACAAGUAGCUUAGAAAAGCUUACAGCUUACUGUGUGCUGCUUUGUUGUAAAGAAAACCCAUCAAAAUUGAUCAAUAUAAUACUUGUAACAUGAAGUAAAUACUAUGAAAACUUCCAUUUUAAACCAAAUCUGUGGUAUCAAUUUAGAUGUAUAUUUAAGUUUUGCUUUCUGCUACCUUGAAGCUUCACUGUGUCCCAGGCAGAUGAAUGUUUUCUCACUGUUACUCACUUUGCUCAGGAACUCUGGGCUCAGUAUCAUUUCUGUAAUUUAUCACCAAAAAUGUUAGUAUAUUUUCUUAUACUUAAUGUGUCUUUUAAAAACUCAGCUAGCACUCCAGCAGCUUGCAACAAGGCAUGUUUCAAGUCAGCAUGAAAACAGAAUCUGGGCUUUUAUUCAGAAGGGAAUCUUAACCUUUGGGAGCUGUUUGGCUUUUCAAGGAAAAUGAAGAUCUCUUCAUGACUUGAAUCUUUCUUGUUUUAUUCUUGUAUUACCAAACUUGACACAGAAGUGAGUGGAUAUUUGUAAUUAUCCUUGUUGUUUGCAAUUACCAUCUAUAACUAAUAAUUACAUGCAUUUAACAACAAAGGAUGGUAAGAGAAAGGAGUGUAAAAAUGCUUUUGAGAAAAGGAGUAACAUUUGUGAUGGAUGCAUUGAACUUCUCAUUGUCAUAUUUGGCAGCUGUUGUGAUUAUUGUCUGAUCUGAUUGCUGGUUUGCAUUUUCUGUGAAUGGAGUGGAUUUCCCCAUACUUUGUCAUAUGAACUAAUAGUUAAUAGCAUUCAAAUAAAGGGGCUAGGGACAAAGUUAACAAACUGUAAUGCAUUAAAGUCUGUGGGUGUUCAACAAAACUCAUCUCAUUUUGAUGCUUGAGUCACAAUUUUUGAGAAAUCCAACUGGCAUUGUUUUCCUGUAUCUUACAGUCUGAAAUGUUUAAAAGACACUUAGUUAAAGACAAGGAGCAGUGAACUGGGAAGUGCCUUACAGAAAAUUUUAGCAAAAUUCCCUUAUCAAGAAGGCAAACAUCAGAAUUUCACUAUUUUCUUCAGUAAAAUAAUGCCCAAGAUUAUGCUAGGCUUUUAUCUGGUGUAACCAAUGGUGAAUGAUCCUCUGGCCAAUAUUUCCAGCUGCAGUAUAGUUGUCCCUGCCUAUGUUUGUAUGAAAGAGUUGGGUUUAAUUGCUGAGCUUCUGUCAGCUAUAUAUUAAGAAUUGGAAAGAAAUUGUCUUGAUGUUAUUUCUGUGUAUUUCUGUUUAAAAAUAUAUUAAUCAUUCACAAACUUUAAUAUACUCUAUAGUUAUUCUUGGUGAAAUAUGAAAUUUGGUUUUCCCCAGAUAACUUCCAUUUUCUUUCAGCAAUGCACUAGGAGAUCUGUUGUGUUUAGUAACUGACAUUUCUACCCUGAGUGGUAGAAAUAAAGUAUUAGAUGACUGACUGCUUUCUUUCCUGCACAGCAGUGAUUCCCAAACUGUACCGCUCAGUGCAUCAAUCUUAAGAUUUCCUGAGGACCAUUGCCUCCUGUUUUAACACUUACUUGAUGACUUUGUAAGCAUUACUUAAGAUACUGUGGGGGGACAGUUUGAGCACUACUCAUCUAGCUCUUUCCUUCUCUGUGCACCCCUUCACAGAGCAAAAAGCUUACUACAAAUUUACAUCUACGUAAUGGAACAGCUCAUGCCUUCAAGUGUUACGACACUGACUCAGUUUUCAAAUUGCACAGCAAAGAGAGAAAAGAUCAUGGGGAAAUAGUGUUUAGAGAGACAGAAACCCACAGCUGUACUUCCAGAUUUACAGGCUUGAACAUUUUGUGCAAAGUUUGGUAUUAAAAAACAACAGUUUAACUUGUUUAGGACACUACUCUUGGUAGUACAAAGUGCUGUAUAGUCUGAGUGGAUGUAGUGUGUGCCAUUCAUCAUUGCAUUCUUUUUUAAUCUUUCCUCUCUGAUAUAUGCUUUGGGUUAAUUUGCCUGUAUUAAUUUAUUUUUUGGGUGCUUUUGAAGUACAGAUCCAGUCAAGUACUUAGGUUCUUCAUACAGAGCUUGGAUAAUCUACAUUUAUGCAUGACUUGUACUCCUUUGAAGGAUCUGAAGCUGGCUCUUGGGGGAGAUGGUGGUUGCAGACACCAUCUAUUAUUAUUUGGCAGCUUACUGGUUAGUGUCCCUGCAAGAGUUCCAGGCUGUUGAGAUGAGGUCAUUGGACAGAAAGGAACACAAAGGAAUAUACAACCAGAGGCAGCUAUGGGGCUAGGGCUGUUCUUAAAUUAAAAAAUGAAAUACCUGCCCUUCAAUUUCCCUCAGCUGUUUAGACUGCUUUUAGGUCCCUCACAUCUAAAGGUCCUUAUUCAGUGUCCUAUUUUCUCUUUAUUAAAAAGAAAAUCCUGGAAAGUAGUAGAACGUCCCAUUCUGACAAGCUUUUAAAUGACAAAACAGUUACUUUUUUCCUAUAAACAUCGUGGCCUAUUUCUGUACUUUUCCCUUGGCUGCAAACAGGACUUUCGCAGGCUGGCACUCUGGUGUCAGACCACAGCCUGGUAACGGUGCAGCUACAUCUGCUCAGUGUACUCCGAGUUAAUGUGCUUGCAUCUUCUUUUGUGUAAAUCUGUUCUAUUACGUCUCUGGAUGAUCAACUUUUCAGAGCUGAAAAUUUUGUUUUGUUCAGUUUUUGUAUGUAACUCCUAGGAAGCGGGGGCAUGCUGAAGAGGAAUACAAAACCUGGACUGCCACACCUACGUAAGAGUGAAGGGUGAAAUCCAUCUUCACAUAACUGAGUACAGCCUGUAUGAGCUGGAGUGGGAGGUGCUAUUCAAAGGAGUGAUGCUCAAAUGGAAGGCUCUUUAGAUUAGGCUGUAAAUGAUUCACCAAGAUGUUUGCAAAAGCAACAAGGAAUUUUGUGAGAGAAACGGACAGCGGAGGUGACUUGAUCCCUGUUUCCCAUUUGAACGCCUCAGACAAGCUGCAGCUUCUGAGCUUAGUUACAAAGAGGAAGAAAUUCUGGUGCUGGCAGAAGCCCAAGUAUCAUUUCUUGGCAGUCUCGUUGAGUGAUGUGCUUACUGAAGACAAACCUAUAAAACCAGUAAUUGUGGAAUCUGACUUUGCAAAAUAUAUGGGGAAAUUUGAAGAUGUUGUCCAAGGAAGUAUUGAAACUUCAUUUGGAAAGAUCAGCCUGGGAGCCGGAGCAAAGGGCUGUGUGGAAAGCCAGUCGUCCUUUGGGAACCUGAGGAAACAAGAGGUUGACUUGCAGCAGCUUAUGAAAGACGUCAAGGACAGAAUGAUAAAUUUAAAUAGUAGUUUACUGCAACAAGUAAUAGAACGAAAGCGUGAAGUACUGUGCAUCUUGAGGGAGAAGAUAAUAACAACACAGAGGUGUACAAUAUCUGAACAUAUCCAGACAGAAGAAAAAGUCAGCGGUCUGCUGGGAUGCAGUACGAAGAUAGUGCAGGUUUCAGUGAGUGACAGUGGAAGUAUGAUGAAGGAUUCCAGCGUGAUUCUCGAGAUUCCUCCUGCAACCACUAUUGCCUAUGGUGUAAUUGAACUGUUUAUAAAGUGUGAUGGGCAGUUUGAAUUCUGUCUGCUAGAUGAACAGCAAGGAGGUUUUGAAAGAGAAAGCUCAGAAGGUUCGACGUCACCCCACUCAGUGCUGUUCAGAGACACUUCGUUCCUGUAUCACCCAGAUGCUGUUGAUAAUGGGAUGCGCUCUGGGGCUGACAGCCCCAUUCCCAGCCACGCUUCUUUAAGUGUGUUGAAAGAAGGUCUGUCACAGCUGAAGGCUCAGUUCCAACCCUUUGUGAAGCUGCCAGAAGACAAGCAAAGAGCUUUAUAUAAAAGUCUGUGCGAACUCCUGCUGCAUGAAGAAACAUUAACUGCCCUGGAAGAUGUGUUAGAUGCUCUGUGUGCAGGAGACAAGCCAGACCUGAAGGAGUUAAAACCUGCACAGCAGCAGGACCUGGCUGACUUCCUCCAGCUGGUGGGGUGCAGUGUACAGGAUGAGCUAUUGUUGCAGAAUUAUCAGCUUCAAGAUGAAGAACUGCUCUCAGCUGUUCACCUCCUCAUCAGUGCUAUCUCUGAGCUGUCUGAUUACACUCUUGUCCUGCUGCGUGCCUGCUCUGAUCUACAGGUUGUUCCGGCGUUGUGUUGCUUGCCUUACAUCGCUUCAGCUGAUGGCACUUUGGCACUGAGCAGUCCUUUGGUGGCAACUCUCACUGACACAGGAAGAUUUGAUGUCGUGCAAAGGCUUUUUGCUUCAACGAACAUUAAUUUGGAGAAGACAGAGUCUUCUGUAAAAGCUGUAACUAUGAGAGAACCCAGAUUCUUCCCACUUGUUCUUUAUGUUGCGCUUUGCGGGCUUCACAGUUUGAGUGGGGCUGUAGAGGAGCUUUUCUGAGCACUUACUGCCCUCCCUGUUCUUCCUUGUGUAGCUUUGCAGUGUAGCGCUGAUGCUUGUGAGCAUGUGAGAGCCCUGGGGUUGAGUUCUCAGAGCACUGAAGGCAGGUGUCACAGGGCAGCACAGGCAAGGAGUGAGCACACUGCUGCUCUGCAGCUCCACUAAGGUUUGUCUGCAGUGGAAAAUACAUAAAUAAGUAAAUAAGGGAUGCAGGGGAAGAAGGAAAAAAAAGAUGAGCCUGGAAGAGAAAUUGAACAUAGCUGUUCUGAUAGUUGUCAGAACUGCAGAGCAGUGGAAGCCUGAUUGCUUGCAUUAAUAUGCGUGGGAGAAAACUGCAAAGUACAAACUGCUUUUUGUAAGCAAGCGAGCAAAAAGGCUGUGGAAAUGUAGCAUUGUGCAAUGCAGUACGUGCUUUGCUCACUCAAGACCUGACAUGCAGAAUACCUUCACUCUGGAGGAUGUGAAGUGGAGGGCACUUCAUUAGGUUUUUCUUCAUUAAGUGUAGUUUGGCUUUAUGGAUGUGAGCUGCACACUGCAGGAAAUAAUGAACUCUUUUUUUUUUUUUUUUUUUUUUUCCAAAACUGAGACCACCUUAGGGAUUUCUACCUCUUUUCCAAUAAGUUUUUACUAAGCUUAGCAAGUUUCAGCUGCUUACAUUGUAUUUUGAACUUUCUCUUUGAGAUACGGUGAUGCCUUCUGGUAUGUGCAUAGCAGAAGUCCUUGCUGCACUCCACAAAGCAAUCAUUUUACCCAUGUGACACUGUCAGUGUUUUGCUUGUGUCUUUCAUUAACAGCAGAGCUUUAUAGUACAGUUAAUGUAAAGCACUUUGUGCUUUGAACUGUUCUGCCUUUUUUUGACCAUAAUUUUCUGUGAUCAUGGAAAUGGGACAGAAGUGCAGGAGAGAUCACUGUAAAUGCAGGAAGCUGUUCCAAUGAAGCAGGCUCUUGGUGCUCUUAGCCAGCACUGAGGGAUGGUUGACAGUUAGGCACCUGGAAGGAGAGGUGCUCAGACUGAGGUGGUGGUGUUUCAGUGUCUCAUUUGUAAUGUGAGUGUGAAGUGAAGCUGAUGGUUUUGGCCCAACGCUGCACUGGUGCGUACGGAAAUGCCCUGAGAGCACCUUACCCUGCUUGUGUGAGUUGUGUGUCUGUACAUGGGAAGGUUUGCUUUUGCCAACUGCUCGUAAGCAAGUUGCCUCUGUAAUUGUUUUAUCAGAAUUUUGUAUUUAAUGUCAUGGAUGUCAGGACAGUAGAAUAAUUUUAAAAGUCAA
This is a messenger RNA of Centrocercus urophasianus (Greater sage-grouse), 7018 nucleotides long. RefSeq names its product gasdermin E (gene GSDME). Gene Ontology annotation, cellular component: cytoplasm. Gene Ontology annotation, biological process: programmed cell death. Bases 4233 to 5750 code for a protein of 505 amino acids. The transcript is spliced from 10 exons. NCBI's taxonomy places the organism in Eukaryota, Metazoa, Chordata, Aves, Galliformes, Phasianidae. The record is from RefSeq and is a predicted model, not a curated record.